CAUGCUCAGUCAGUGGUCAUUUGGGAGUGUGUAAACUGCGCUAUAGCUGCUGCUGAGAUCAUAUAACCGAAGCUUUGCUGCUUGUGAACCGGUGUCACGUCCUAUAGUGACAGCUACUUGGAUAUCUCCGGUCAGUGAACGUUGAGCAUUUCCUGGAAAACAAGCAUCAAAUUGAUGACCAACAUUAGUGGAAAGAAAUUGACAUUUGUUUCAGCUUCUGUUUUAAACGUGAAAAUCCUUUCAGGAGAAUGGCAACAGACGAUGAUAAGAAAGACAUGUGCAGUACUGUCCAUGUCCACAAUCCACAUCUGGAUGCAUUGAAAGAUGACAUACUCUACCAUUUCAAUCUGGGAACCUCAACUCACGACCUACAAGCAAUGUUUGGCGAUGUUAAAUUUGUGUGCGUUGGAGGCAGUCCCCGGAGGAUGAAAUUGUUCAUUGAAUACAUUGCUGGCGAGCUGAGUUUUGAGGAUCAGAAAUCUGAGUUCCCAAACAUUUGUGCUGGCACUGACCGCUAUGCCAUGUAUAAAGUUGGGCCUGUGCUGUCUGUCAGUCAUGGUAUGGGGAUCCCAUCUAUAUCCAUCAUGUUACAUGAACUCAUCAAGCUCCUGCACCAUGCACAGUGCACAGACGUUACCAUCAUGCGCAUUGGGACCUCGGGUGGAUUAGGCCUUGAACCAGGCACUGUGGUUGUCACCAAGGAGUCAGUGGAUGCCUCAUUCCUGCCCAAGUUCGAGCAGGUCAUCCUGGGGAAGACAGUGGUUCGCAGCACUGACUUGGACCAGUGCCUGGCUGACGAGUUGUUGCAGUGCAGCAAGGACUUGGGCCUGUUUGACACGGUCAUUGGCAAAACCAUGUGCACGAUGGAUUUCUAUGAGGGACAAGCUCGUUUAGAUGGAGCAUUCUGUUCCUACUCUGAGAAGGACAAGCAGGAGUACUUGGCCAAGGCGUAUCAGUCUGGAGUCCGCAAUAUUGAGAUGGAGUCCUCAGUGUUUGCUGCCAUGUGCAAACUCAGUGGUUUACGAGCUGCUGUCGUGUGUGUGACCCUGCUGGAUAGACACAAAGGAGAUCAGCUGACCAGCUCCCAUGAAGUUCUUCACAACUACCAACAACGUCCACAAAUACUGGUCGCCCACUUCAUCAAGAAGAUGUUGAAUGCUUCUGGCCAAAGCUAGUAUGUUGCUUGUUGGUAGGCUACUGUAACUAGGUAUUUGCUGAAAUUUGAAGCCUAGUGUUAGAGCAUCCCAGGGAAAUUAAAUAGUGUAGCCUGAAUUUGAUUUUAUUAUUCAAUCACAAUCAUAAACACAUUCCUAGAUAUUUAUUGCUGCUCACUAUAUCUGUGAUUAUUAUUAUGAAUGAUUAUUGCUUAGUGAUUCGUAAAGAAUGCAAUUUAUUGAUCGGCAGAAAUGGAACUUAAGUUCCUCUUAAGUGUAAUUGUGUUGGCCCAUGACUUUGUGCAAUUGUUUUUUGAAAGAUGGUCUUAAAAAAAAAGAUGAGCAAUCAGAGAGCAAAAAGUGACGUUGUAAUCUUUCAACCAGGGGUCUUACAGGGUUCUUCGGCUUUGUUGCUACAAUUAGGCUAGCUAUUGAUAGAGUUAAUGACAAUCUCUUUUAAAGACUUCAUGACAGGCUCCCAUGGUGUAGAUUGUUUUAGAGUGUUGUACUUCUUGAUCCUACCCUUCCGUUUAUCCAAGCAAAUUGUCAGGUGAAAUUAAGAAUUCAGUUCUUGAAGUCGAAUUUUACCAGAUGAUGUUGUAGACUUAUUAUGAAAGGAUUACUACAGGUGCCUCAUUUUCAAAUCUACCUCUGUUUGUCAUGCCCAAGUUCACCAAAAGCUUUAAAUGUAAAGUAAGUUAUUCUAUAGAUUGUUGCAUUCUGUGACAUACUGUAAACACAAACAGCUAUUGAACAGAAUAGCAUGUCCUGCCCGAGUAUAAUUAUCUCAAAUAAAUACAUAUAUACAUACAGUAUAUUUAUACAUAAUAUAUAUAUAUAU
Molecule: messenger RNA, 1995 nt
Organism: Hypomesus transpacificus
Lineage: Eukaryota; Metazoa; Chordata; Actinopteri; Osmeriformes; Osmeridae
Gene: upp1
Product: uridine phosphorylase 1
Exons: 8
Coding region: 249-1175 (308 amino acids)
Biological process (GO): uridine catabolic process; nucleotide catabolic process
Cellular component (GO): cytoplasm; cytosol
Molecular function (GO): uridine phosphorylase activity
Source: RefSeq, a predicted model, not a curated record